Schistosoma turkestanicum is the source of this 3633-nucleotide messenger RNA. Lineage: Eukaryota; Metazoa; Platyhelminthes; Trematoda; Strigeidida; Schistosomatidae. The record is from the annotation of a GenBank genome assembly.
CAAGAAAUGACCUUGACUCUUGUGGGAUUUUCGGGUCGCCGUCUUUACCAGAUGAUUAAUGGCGCAACAGCGUACAAAGUGGGAACUAGUGCAUCAAUUUGUUCAUGAAGUUGUUGACUUCAGCUCCCAGUAUGGAUCGGAAAGUGGGACGGGUUUCACAGCGGCAAACAUUGUUGGUCCAUGCCAAGUGUAUCCCAAUUAUUGUGAUUCCAAUGCAACUUGCUCAUUUCGAACAUACGGUAAAUGGUGGCGUAACAGUCCAAGUUAUUUAAAGCCAAUCAAUUUAACGCAUGAUGAUAAUACAUAUUCAAGUGAAGAUUAUGUUGAUUUAUAUUUUGAUAUACCAGUUAUACCGAUACGUUUACAAAUUUAUGAAACUUAUAAUCCCGGUGCAAUUGUACGUAUCUCUGCUGGUUAUCGUCAUCAACCAGCCAAUAAUCCAGUGAAUACACGUAAAAUUCAAUGGACUACUUUAUGGAAAUUGAAUUCUUCUAAUCAUGAUAAUAAACAUUCCAUUGUUCCAUUUCAGCAUACUAAUCAGAACAAUAGUCAUUAUCAUACAAGACAACAUCAGCCACACAAUCAACAUCAACAACGCCAACAACCACUUCAGUUAACUUAUCAAUCGAAUAAUAAUACAUGCACUACUUUAGCUUGUUUAAAUCCUUACAUUAAUGUUGUUGGUGCACCACAACAACAAGGCAUACCUGAUGUACAACAAGUUAAACAAUGCUUACCAUCUGCUAUAUCAUAUCAUGAUGAGAAUGAAUUUACAACAACAGCUCAAUAUUUGGAAUAUCUACCACAAUCACGUAUUUUUCAACCGACAUUGUCUAAUAUUCAACCAUGUCCAACUGAUUUAAUUCGUAUUGAAUUUGAUAAUACACGAUGUCAGUAUUAUACACAAAUUGAUGCUGUACGUUUAUCCGGUUGGGCUGAAUUAACUGAUACAAUGAUAUCACGGUCGUUUGGACAACUUGAAGCUCCCACGUCAUUGUCAUUGUGGUCAUCAUCAUCAUCAUCAUCAUCACCAUCAUCAAUGCAUAUCGUUAAUUCAAUGAAUAUCAUGGAACAACAAACUAAUGCAUCAUUUUUCUCUGAUUUAUUAAAACCGUGUACACCACGUUUAAGAGCAUCAUCCUAUGAUCUCACUAACGAACCAAUGGAUAUAUCAUCAUCAAUGGACUCUUUAUCGAAUCCGUUGAUAGAUGCAAAUCUUGAUGAAGAUGAUCACUGUUCAUCACAACAACCGGCCUCGCCGCCAACACCGCAACCACCGCCCACAUCCUCAUCAUCCUCAUCCUCUUUAGCAUUGGCAUUGUUACCACUUUGUUUACGUCGUAAAUCGUCUGGUUUAAUUCAAAUACCACCAGUUGGUAUGAAUUUAUUAUUGUUACAAAGUAGAAAUCUGAUUGCUUUACCACCUGGUACAAUAUGUCAGUCAUCAUUAGUUGGUUGGAAUUAUUUAAAUGAAAAUGCAUUAUGGCGUCAUGGCCCAUUGACUCGUUUACCGUAUGAAGUUCUGUUGCAUAUAUUCUCUUAUUUGGAUUUAAGAAGUUUAUUUCGUUGUGCACGUGUAUCUCGUCAAUUCCGUUGUCUUGUUCAAGACACAUUGGCAAAUGUAACUAGUAUCAAUCUUCAAUCAUUUUGGUCAACAUUGAAUAAUGCAACAUUGAUUAGUUUAGGUAAACGUCUUGGUCAAGUGAAUUUAACUGCUAAAGUAGUUGCAGAAUAUUAUACAACUGGUCAAUCAUUAGUUGCACCAAUCACUUUAUUACGUCGUCAAGUUAGAGAAGAGGAACAGGAAGGAGAAGAACAAGAAAAACAAGAACGCGGCAGACAAAACCAAGCACAAAUGACUCAUCAUAAUGACCUUGAAAAUCGAUAUGUCGUCACCACAGAUAAACAACAACAACAACAACAGCAGCCUAAUUUAACUAAACGUCGUUUCACUAAAAAAACACCUCAACUACAUCAUACAUCAUUUGCUGCACGUGUACGUAGUUAUAGUUCAAAUGCUGCUGCCCGACUACUUAGUCAUGCAAAAUUGUUGAAUAAUUCUAAUUCUUCAAAUAAUGAAGAUUUUCACCAAGUUGAAAAUGAGUAUAAUGUUAAUCAAAAUUUCAAUGAUAGUAUUUGCAUAGAAGACACUAUACAAUCGGAUGAAUUUCAACAAAAUGGUUAUUUUGAUUUGCCUGACUCACAUUUACGACGUCUAGAUAUGUCAUGGUGUGGAAAUUAUUCACAGAUAACCCCAACAUCAUUUGGUCAUUUUCUUAGUGAUGCUUGUCGUUAUUUAAUUACAUUACGUUUAUCCAGUUGUAAAUUUCUAAAUGAUGAUUGCCUAUUGCACAUUGUCAAUACUUGUCCAUAUUUAGAAGAACUUGAUUUAUCCUCAUGUACUGGUGUCACACCAUAUGGUUUCUCGACAUUGGGUCGAUUAAUUCAUUUACACUGGAUUUCAUUAUAUCGUACACAUAUUAAUGAUAAUUGUUUAUUGAUAUUAGCUGAAUUAUGUCAACAUUUGAAACAUGUGAAUUUAGGCUCAUGUAUUGAUGUUAGUGAUAUGAAUACAGUAUUAGAAGAAUUGACCAGAAAUAAUCGAAAUCUACGUUCAUUAAAUUUAUGGCGUUGUAAUAGUUUGACUGCUACAGGUUUAUCAUUUAUAACAGAGAAUUGUUUACAAUUAGAAGAAUUAGACAUUGGUUGGUGUCGUAAUGUUGUACGUACACAAGAAUCCAAUUGUAUUGUUCAAUUAGCUAGUCGUGUAAAAUAUUUGAAAAAAUUAUUUUUAACUGGUACAAAUUUACUUAAUUCCGAAGAACUUUUACUAGUUAGUCAACACUUACAUUCAACUUUAGAACAAUUCGAUAUACAUGGUUCAACCAGCAUCACCAUAGCUGCAAUUGUCACCCUAUUAAAUCAAUGUAAACAAUUAAAACUGUUGGAUAUUUCAUUUUGUCCAGAAAUUCAUUCGAUUAACUUGAUGAAAUUACGUUAUUUAUUUCCAUUCUGCACUAUUAUCGAUUCCAUACCGGAUAUGAAUGCAGAACUGUUGGGCAAUAAUCAAUAUCCGGAAAUGAUUAUUGAUGAGGUGGAUGAUGACGACGACGGCGAAGAUGACAUUGAUGUUGAUGAUGCAGGCGAUAAUGAUGAUGACGGCGCCGGCGAUCAUAUUAUAAAUGAUGGUGGUAUGAAUGCAGGCGAUUUGUUUCAAUUUCCACGAAGACCAUUAGCUUUGCCUGCACCAGAUCCAUAAUGAUAAUAAUGCCGCUGUUGUGUGUAUUUGUGUACGUGCGUAUCUGUGUACAAAAGAAAGAUAGUAGUAACAUGACCUGCCUCAUAGGUGAUUUAUUUAUCUUAAUUUUUUCGCUUUUGUUUUCUUCAGCGUCUUUUAAUUUGUAUAUUUUCUUAUUUUCAAAAUUCUUGCUUUAAUUAUUUAUGUUGUGGUGCAUUUUGCAUAUACAUGUAAAAAUCAAUAGUGUGUGUGUGUAUGUGUGUAUAUGCGUGUUUAUUUAUUUGUAGUUUUUGUUUUCACUAAUUGUAUGUACGACAGAGAUAGACAGACCUAUUGUAAACACUAACAUUGUGCAGGGAAACAAUGUAAAAUUGAAUCACGCCUUUCAUUUCACU